CAGAACUAGUUGCUCUCAACUAUGGUUGUGAUGCAAAUCAUGAUAUCUCUCUUGCUAUAGUUACUAGACCCAGUUUUAAGGUUAGUGUAUUUAUUUAAUUCCAUCUCCCUGCAUGCCACUUCUUACUUGUUUUAUGAAAGUAAGCAAUGAUUAUGGUUUUCUGAUUUACACUGUUCAAAUUAUCUUAGGAAUUGAAGAGGGAAAGGAGGGACAUUGGCCAUGGCAGUUGAGCUUAACCAGCAACAGGAGGUAUAUCAGGGAGAUUGAACUUGUGAAACAUGCAGACUUUUACAAGUUUCACUCAUCUGUUUCUUUUGGGAUAUACAACACAGGAAGUGAAGCAGGAAAGAAGAGGAUUUAGCAAGAGAUUGGCCACCAUUUGCCCCAGUUGUUCAUAAUGAUAUUGCCAAUGAUAUGCUCAUUUAUUGACAAAAGUUGAUGUUUAUUGCCCUUCCAUCAUUCUUAGGAUUGGUUCUGUGCUUUUUCUGGAAUGACAUAAAUGCUACUGCAGCAUGCAUCAAAGGGGAAAGAUGGAAGCAUCAUACUGGGGAAUUGGAUCUCAUCUUCCCAUCAUGGUGACGGUUCGCAACAUCUUACAAGAACUAAAGAUCUAACAUUACUGUUUUGAACAGAUACACAAUUGUCAAAAUAUCAAAAACAUGUUCGUAUCUGUUUAUGCCUUAUGGUGAACAAAAGGGAAAAACUCUUGAGAGGAAACAAAGAUUUGGCCCUAAAGAUUUUGCUAAUUGUGUUUUCAUUGGUUCUUACUGGGACUACUUAAUACAUGGAAUGAGAUUAU
This is a messenger RNA of Rubroshorea leprosula, 799 nucleotides long. The record is from the annotation of a GenBank genome assembly. NCBI's taxonomy places the organism in Eukaryota, Viridiplantae, Streptophyta, Magnoliopsida, Malvales, Dipterocarpaceae.